GAUCCGCUUUCCUCUCUAGGUCCAACAUAGAUCGGUUUUCGAGAUCUUGUAAGAAUCAAGAAGAGCGAUGGCCGGGAUCAAGAAGGCAAUGACCAGCGGCGGUCCGAGUUUGUCACCAGGUAUGUACGGCCGUCGGAUCCCCAUGAGGGGAAAGGUGAAGGCGGCGAUAGUAAUCGGAAUUGCUCACUCUUUUGCUUCUAUCUUCUCUCUCGGUAGCCGCAGGGCGGCGGCUCAGCUGUCCUAACUUCGGAAAGAUACCAAAAAUUUUGAGGGUUUUGUAGGAGUCGUCCUGCCCUCCUCGGAAAGAUGUGAGCUGUCCUGUUUUUAGGUGUUCAUGUCUGAUUUUGUGCAUAGUUCCCACUAUUAUGAAUAUAAGAUGAAAUUUCGAAUUCCAAAUGCUAAUUCAACUGUUUAAGUUUGAGAUUGUAAGUUGAAAAUCUUAUAUUCAAAUUUAAAUCUGUUGAAAAGCAUCACUUCUUGUAUAAUUAUCAUUAUUUCUUGUAUAAUUAUCAUUUUAUGUAAUAGAAAAACAUAAAUUUCACUCAGUUUUGUCUUCAAGUUACUUGACUGUAUCAAUUUAAAAUUUCCUGUUUUAGUUUUCUACAUCUAGUAAUACUUUCUCACUACCCACCGGAGAGGUCGAAUUUCAAACCUCUGAGUUCAAAUUUUUACUCUUAAUUAGUUUCAUUUUAAGAAAUGAUUUAUUUUAUU
Molecule: messenger RNA, 711 nt
Organism: Rubroshorea leprosula
Lineage: Eukaryota; Viridiplantae; Streptophyta; Magnoliopsida; Malvales; Dipterocarpaceae
Source: the annotation of a GenBank genome assembly